AUGAAGAGGCAGCCGAGUCUCUUCUUUAAAUUACCCACUAGAUCCUUGGUAUUCUAUUUUAGCCUGUCUUCCUCUAUCAUCUUUCUCACUUUCAUAAUCAUUUGGGUCAACAAAACCACUCCUCCUAAUUCAGUGGUGCAGGCCCAAGAAAUAGGCAGCUGUCUACAGUUCAACACAUCCUCACUCGUUUCGGGUUUCAGACCACCCAUAGGCGCUGUGCCUUUUCACACUAAUUUGACUGGUAAUUUCAAUACAAACAUUUCAGUUACAGUAAAUGGCCCGGAAGAAUUGGUCUCCAGUAAGCCUGAUGAAAAUACUUCUGGCUUUUCUGGGAUGAAUUCAUUUGUUAGUAGUGGGUUACAGACGAAGGAGAACCAAUCCCAAGUGCCACGACAUGAUGAAGAAGACAGAGGCGGUGGUGAGUUGGACGGUAACUUCACAGCAGCAGCACAAAGUACACCUGCAAUGUUAUUUGACAAGAUUGAGAUGAAGAAUGAAGAGCAAAAUACUCCAUGGAACAAGACUGAAGAGAAAAAUACUCCAUUGAACAAGACUGAAGAGCAAAAUGCUGCUUCUGGCUUUUCUGGGGUUAAUUCACUUGUUAGUGGGUUACAGGAGAAGGAGAACCAAUCCCCACUGGCACAACGUGAUGAAGAAGACAGGGUUGAGUUAAACUUCACAGCGGUGGCACCGCAAAGUGCACCUGCAAUCUUAUUUGACAAGAUUGAGCUCAGCACCGAAGAGCAAAAUGCUCCAUUGAUGAACAAGAGUGAAGAGCAUACUGCUCAAUCGAUGACCAAGACUGAAGAGAAAAAUGCUCCAUCGAUGAAUAUGACUGAAGAGAAAAAUGCUUCAUUGAUGAACAAGACUGAAGAGCAAAGUGCUCAAUUGAUGACCAAGACUGAAGAGCAAAAUGUUCCAUUGAGGAAUACGACUGAAGAGGAAAAUGCUCCAUUGUUGAAUACGGUUGUUGAGCAAUAUGCUCCACUGAUGAACAAGACUGAAGAGCAAACUGCUCCAUUAAUGAACAAGACGGAAGUGCAAGAUGCUCCACUGAUGAACAUGACUGAAGAGCAAAAUGCUGCUUCUGGCUUUUCUGGGAUUAAUUCACUUGUUAGUGGGUUGCAGAGGAAGGAGAACGAGUCCCAGGUGGCAGAAGUGGCACAAAGUGCACCUGCGGUCUCAUUUGACAAGAUUGAAAUCAAGACUGAAGAACAAAAGGCUCCAGUACCACUGAUGAACAAGACUGAUGGGCAAAAUGAUGCAUCGAGUAAAAGGAUUGAAGUCAUAAGUAGAAGGAGGAGAAGAAAGAACAAGAAAAACAGAGGAACUUCAUUUGAUCCAAAUACUCAAGUUUCAAGUAGCGAAGUCCCCAAGAACAACAGAACAACUUCAUUUGAUCAAAAGACUCAAGUUUCAAGUAGCGAGAUGGUGCAGGCUGAAGACAAGAAAAUAAUAAUAAAAGGAGGAUGUGAUUUUAGUACAAGAGGGAGGUGGGUGUAUGAUAAGAGCUAUCCCUUGUACACAAAUCGUUCAUGUCCUUUCAUAUUUGAAGGUUUUGACUGUCAAGGAAAUGGGAGAUCAGACAAAGACUACAUGAGUUGGAGGUGGCAACCACAAGAUUGUGACAUUCCAAGGUUCAAUGCAAAAAAAAUGCUGGAACUGUUGAGAGGGAAAAGGCUACUUUAUGUGGGCGAUUCCAUCAAUAGGAAUCAAUUUGAAUCCAUGGUGUGCAUGUUAGUGGGAGAUAUAAGAGAUCCAAAUAGGCCCAGAAUCAAACAUGAGAAGGGGAUGUAUAGUUUCAGCUUUGUGGAUUACAAGUGUAAAGUUGAAUUUUCCCCGUCCGUUUUCUUGGUUGAUAAAAGCAUGAAAAGAGUAGGGAAGAAGCAGGUCCCAACCUUGCGAAUAGAUUCCAUUGAUCGCAUUUCAUAUCAUUGGAGAGGAGCUGAUAUUGUGAUAUUCGACACUGAACAUUGGUGGACCGAUCAAAAAACUAAUGCAGGGGUUAAUUUCUACCAGGAAGGGGACCAAAUUCAUCCAUAUCUUGAUGUUUAUACAGCCCUCAGAAAAGGUAUGAUGACCUGGGCAUCAUGGGUUGAUAAACACACCGAUCCACGCAAAACCCAAGUUUUCUUUCGGACUUCAUCGCCAACACAUUUCAGUGGAGGUGAAUGGAAAUCACGCCGGAGUUGUAUAGGAGCUACUGAACCCCUCCUCCGAGAUUCAGGAAUUGCAAACGAGAAAGAUAGAAUUGCAGUGGAGGUUAUAAAGCAGAUGAAAACUCGCGUGACUUUGUUGAACAUAACAAGCAUGUCAGAGUAUAGAAUAGAUGCUCAUCCAUCAGGCAUUCUAGAUUGUAGUCAUUGGUGUCUUCCUGGUCUUCCUGAUAUCUGGAAUGAAUUGUUGUAUCAUCAUUUGCUCACUAACUGA
Messenger RNA from Prunus armeniaca (apricot), 2430 nucleotides. The record is from the annotation of a GenBank genome assembly. NCBI's taxonomy places the organism in Eukaryota, Viridiplantae, Streptophyta, Magnoliopsida, Rosales, Rosaceae.